Molecule: messenger RNA, 830 nt
Organism: Puccinia graminis f. sp. tritici CRL 75-36-700-3
Lineage: Eukaryota; Fungi; Basidiomycota; Pucciniomycetes; Pucciniales; Pucciniaceae
Exons: 3
Coding region: 187-591 (134 amino acids)
Source: RefSeq, a predicted model, not a curated record
CGGCUAUUAAAGAGCAGCAUUAAUCGAGAUGAUUUCAGGUGUCAUCUCAUUCUCACCUCACUCCAUUUGCUGACCACAACGUGUCUAUAUAUCAUUGCUUGAAAUCACCACAAACGCUUCAACACCCUUACAGAAUUUUCCUUUAGCUUGCUAUCUCGAUACCGCUAUCGUUCCCAAUUUGAAAAAAUGAAUUGCAUACUUAGAUUGUUUGUAGCUUUAACGAUGGUCAUCGCAGUCCAGAGCGCUACCGGUGGCUCUGACCAAGGGUUUACCUGCAAGAAAAACCAGCGCCAACCAGAGGCCAUUUGCUUUGUUCAAAAAGAUGACGCAGGCACUUCCAAAUACUAUGUUGCACGGGCCCCUUACAAUAGUGCCUAUGACAGGUAUUCCUGUGACGGUGCGAAGAUCAAAGGAACAACUGUGCAAGGUAACGGCUGUUGCAAUCCCGGCACUUUGCCCAAGGUUGACCGAAUGGCAUUAGAUCCAAGCAUUUCACCUCCGCUUCCUGGAAUGACCAAAGAGAAAUACAAGAGUGUCUGUGGAAAGGCAGAUGAUCCUGCUCCAAGUUCCACAACCAAAGCAAACCCUUGAUGUCAUCCUGAAAGCUGUCCCACUCUUGAGGCUUCCAUCUACUGAAAAAAACUGCAAGUGGGAAGCUAGGUUUUUUUUUUCACUUCAUCAGUUCCACAUCUUUUUGAAUGAGGGCUGAUGUCUUUUGAUGGAAGAACAAUUUUUUUUUCUUGCUUUUUUCUGCACUGUGUAAAGACAUUUGUACUUAAUUGGAAUUAUAAGUUUGGCGGACUAUUAACAAGUUAAACCUUUAAACAACA